AUGAAUGAGCCUGUCUUUGGCAUUUACAUCCGCGGUGUGAAGCACAAUGCUGUGACAUCUCCAUCUAUGAUGAAGACUGUUUUCUCUGCCAAAGCUGCCACGCCACGCAACCAGGUGCUCGGUCAGGCUCUGCAAAACGUCUUUGGCGACCGCAGCCUAAUCCAAAAAAUGGAUUUGGAUCGUAACCAAGGAGUUAGCGACAAGGCUUCUACCAUUCUCAACGAAGAGGAUUUUGUCACUGAAGCUUCGGCUACUAUUACCCGUUUGGUGCAGCGUGACAUGUCGAACCUGGUGAGCUUCUGCCGGAGCAUUGUUGACCAAUGCCCCUGGAGCGUGGAAUGA
Messenger RNA from Penicillium mononematosum, 342 nucleotides. RefSeq lists its product as uncharacterized. The coding region runs from base 1 to 342 and encodes 113 amino acids. The record is from RefSeq and is a predicted model, not a curated record. NCBI's taxonomy places the organism in Eukaryota, Fungi, Ascomycota, Eurotiomycetes, Eurotiales, Aspergillaceae. The transcript has a single exon.